AUGAGGGCCUACUACCUGCAUAAAGACAUUGCGCCCUCCGAGCUGCCCUCGACGCUCGCCAACGAUGUCCCCGAACCCAAGGCUUCCGAGGGCUCCAACGAGGUCCUCGUCGACGUCCACUCGGCCGCCUUCAACUUCUUCGACAUCCUCGCCGUCCAGGGCAAGUACCAGGUCAAGACGCCUCAUCCGUACGUGCCUGGUGUCGAGAUGGCCGGAAUCAUCUCCAAGGACUCCCCCAUUCCGGACGGAUGCGACUUUGUCCCGGGCAAGACCCGCGUCUUCGGUGCGGUCCAGGGCGCCUAUGGCGAAAAAGCCAAAGCGGACUUCUGGCAGCUGAUGGAGGUCCCUGAAGGGAUCUCGCUUGAGCAAGCUUCGGGACUGUUCAUCACGUGGCCCACGUCGUACGCCGCACUCAAGUUCCGAGCUGACGUUCAACCCGAUGAGUGGGUGCUCGUCCACGCCGGAGCCGGUGGCGUGGGCAUCUGCGCCAUCCAGAUCGCCAAAGCCAUGGGUGCCAAAGUCAUCGCCACCGCCGGCUCCCCUGACAAGCUCAAGGUGUGCAAAACCGUCGGUGGCGCCGAUUUCGCCGUCAACUACCGCGACAAGGACUGGCAGGACCAAGUCAAGAAGAUCACCGAAGGUCACGGAGUCGACGUCGUCUACGAUCCCGUCGGCAUGAUCAUCCCUUCGCUCAAAGUCAUUGCUUGGAACGGUCGAAUCAUUGUCGUCGGCUUCGCGGCGGGUACCAUCGAGAAGAUCCCCGCCAACUUGAUCCUGCUCAAAAACGUAGCCGUGACCGGUGUUCAUUGGGGAGCGUAUGUGCGGAACGAAGCCGACAAGAUCGGCGAAACCUGGGAAGCUCUGCUCGACAUGUUCAAGACGAAAAAGGUCACCCCGACCGUGUUUGAGCACAUCUACGAGGGUCUUGAGAGCGUGCCUCAGGGACUGAAGGAUCUGGCGGAUAGGAAGACUUGGGGUAAGGCAGUGGUAAGGAUUCGCGCCGAUCCACAGUUCCCCCCCAAGGGCAAGCACAAGCUUUGA
This is a messenger RNA of Kalmanozyma brasiliensis GHG001, 1041 nucleotides long. RefSeq names its product Alcohol dehydrogenase GroES-like protein. NCBI's taxonomy places the organism in Eukaryota, Fungi, Basidiomycota, Ustilaginomycetes, Ustilaginales. The record is from RefSeq and is a predicted model, not a curated record. Bases 1 to 1041 code for a protein of 346 amino acids. The transcript has a single exon. Gene Ontology annotation, cellular component: mitochondrion. Gene Ontology annotation, molecular function: zinc ion binding; oxidoreductase activity.